GCGCUCGAGCCUCGGUUACAGGGUGUAGAGCAAGCACAUCUGGUCAGGUUUCUACUGACGUUCCCGAGCAGAAGCUCGUGCACCUGCCCAGCUGUGAUGUUACAAUGUAGCUGCUGUACAAUACAUUAAUAGUUGUCAUUUUAUUUUAUUUUAUUUUUAUUUUUUACCGUGAUGGAGUCUUUCGCUAGGGUCAGUGAGGGAACCUCGGUGUUAAACCUGUCGCGUCUGCAGCUGACCGACUUGGACCUGGAGCACAUCACGGAGCCACAACGCAAACAGGUCCAAGAGCUUCAUCUUACAUACAACAGCCUCGCGCUUUUCCCCACUUCCCUCUACAUGUUUUCCAACCUGGAAUCUCUUGACAUGAGCAAUAACGCGCUCUCGGUUUUUCCUGAGGACCUUGUGCAGCUCACAAAACUAAAGACGCUGGUCGCGAAAAAUAACCAGCUGGAUGAAGCCUCGUUUCCGAAACGGUUCGGUUCGAUGCCCAUCGAGACGCUGAACUUCAGCGGGAACCGAUUUAGAGAAAUACCCAGUCAGUUCCUGAAACUGAGCCGACUGCAGUCUCUGUCCAUGGGAGGAAACCGAUUAAAAAGCAUUCCAGCAGAGAUAGGAAACCUCACCAGGCUGGAGAUGUUGUAUCUGGGAGGAAAUCUGAUCUCUUUUAUUCCUCCUGAGCUGGCUAACCUGCGCUGCCUCAGGUACCUGGUGCUGUGUGAUAACUGCAUCCAGAGCGUUCCACCUCAGCUAUACAGGCUGCACUCCUUGCUGUCUCUCAGUCUCCACAACAACCUCCUGACAUUUCUACCACGUGAGAUCCUCAGCCUCGUGCACCUACAGGAGCUCAGUCUCCGCGGUAACCCUCUGGUAGUGCGCUUCGUCAAGGACAUGACCAAUGACCCCCCAUCCUUGCUCGAGCUGGCAGGACGGACCAUUAAAUCCCGGAACCUUCCGUACGUCGUGAGUGACCUCCCAGGCAACCUGUGCCGCUACCUGGACUCGGCCAGCAAGUGUCCCAACCCCAAAUGUGCAGGUGUAUACUUUGACUCGCGAGUUCGCCACAUCAAGUUUGUCGACUUCUGUGGAAAGUUCCGUCUGCCCCUCAUGCAGUACCUCUGUUCACCUGAAUGUAGCUCACCCUGCAGCUCCAACCCACAGAGCGAUGCCGAGUCAGAGGACGAGAGCAGCGUCCCAGCAGACAGGCUACAGAAGGUGCUCCUGGGAUAGCACAGUCCUCUUCUACAUUUAUAAAGUAUAAAAAAGUAUAUUUUUGUAACCUGUAUGGAUCAGUAUUGAAUGAUCAACACCAUGAGCAUGUCCAUGGAUGUCCAUUAUUGAGCUUAACGUGACCCAAUAAAUAAUGUGAUCUACUCA
Hemibagrus wyckioides is the source of this 1374-nucleotide messenger RNA. It is a transcript of the gene lrrc58a, whose product is annotated as leucine rich repeat containing 58a. Gene Ontology annotation, molecular function: protein binding. Lineage: Eukaryota; Metazoa; Chordata; Actinopteri; Siluriformes; Bagridae. The transcript has 4 exons. The record is from RefSeq and is a predicted model, not a curated record. Bases 172 to 1227 code for a protein of 351 amino acids.